Molecule: messenger RNA, 1827 nt
Organism: Penaeus monodon (black tiger shrimp)
Lineage: Eukaryota; Metazoa; Arthropoda; Malacostraca; Decapoda; Penaeidae
Product: hornerin-like
Exons: 4
Coding region: 1-1827 (608 amino acids)
Cellular component (GO): extracellular matrix
Source: RefSeq, a predicted model, not a curated record
AUGAACAUUGCCUUCGAAAGUGUAUGUUUCCAGUUGCGGCAUUUAGUAGUUGCGGCGUUACUGGUGGCGGUAUCAGCGCGGGCAGUUCCUGAGGAAGAAAACGCAGGCCAGCCGCCUGCCGACCAGGGAUUGAAUGCAUCUUCCAGUAGUGACCAGUUCUUAUAUAAGUCGAGUGAAUUUACACCUGGGGAAGAGGAAUAUUUUACAGGCUCUGGGCCUACAGAUUCAGGCCGUUUUCCAUCUGGAACAGGAGAUUACCCAUCUGCCCCAGGGAGCUUCUCCUCUGGAACAGGAGACUACCCGUCCGGACCAGACUUUCCUUCUGGCUCGGGAGACUACCCUUCUGGAACAGGACAAUACCCCUCGGGACCUGGUACGGGUGAAUAUCCCUCGGGAGCAGGACAGGAAGACUAUCCCUCUGCUCCUGUCCAGUACAACUUCCAGUGGGAUGUGAAUGACCCUCCUUCCAGAAAUUUCUAUGGGCACCAAGAAGAGAGAGAAGAUGACAACACUCAAGGCAGCUACUACGUGCAGUUACCUGACGGUCGUCGUCUUGUGGUUGAAUAUUAUGUUGAUGAGACAGGCUACCAUCCCACAUAUUCCAUGGAAGGGGAGAUCCAACCAACUUCUGGUCUGGAAGCAUCGGGUCAAAGCUAUCAACCAGUUGAACCAGAAUCAAGCUACGCAGUACCUGAAGAAGAGGCUAACGAAGGCUAUCCUCCAACUGGACAAAGACCCACCCAGAGUUUCUCCCAGCUCGACCACGGUUCCAGUCCAAGAUUUUCUCAGUCUUCACAGGGAGAUAACCAAGAUUUUUCACAUUCUGCGGCAGAACCAAACCAAGAUUUUUCGUACUCUGGCCCAGGGUUUUCUCACUCAGGACAGAGGACUGGCCAAGGGUACUCUCAGGAUGGACAGGAAUCUGGUCAAGAAUCCUUCCACUCAGGGCAGGGAUCUGGCCAAAGGUACUCUCAGGGUGGACAGGAAUCUGGCCAAGGAUCCUUCCACCAAGGACAGGGAUCUGGCCAAAGGUACCCUCAGGGUGGACAGGAAUCUGGCCAAGGAUCCUUCCACCCAGGAGAGGGAUCUGGCCAAAGGUACUCUCAGGGUGGACAGGAAUCUGGCCAAGGAUCCUUCCACCCAGGACAGGAAUCUGGGCAAAGGUACUCUCAGGCUGGACAGGAAUUUGGCCAAGGAUCCUUAACCCGGGAAGGUUUCCCCAGGACAGGGUCAGUCAAAGCUACUCUCAGUCUGGACGGGGAUCAGUUUCAAGUGUCCUUUCAUUUGGGGCCAGGGUCUAUCCAAAGUCAGUCCAAGCCUGGACAGGGAUCCAGCCAAGCAUCUUUUCAGUUAGGACAAGGAUCUAGCCAAGGUUAUACUCCACCUCGCAAAGGAUCUCUUCCUUCAGGACAAAGGUCUAGCCAGGGAUAUACCCAGUCUGGACAGAAAUCCACCCAAGGUUUUACAUACUCUAGACAAGGGUCAAAUCAGGUGUAUUCUAAGCCUGGAAAGGAAUCAAGUCAAGGUUUCAGACACACUGCACAAGGAUCCACUCAGGGAUUUUCUCCCUAUGGACAGGAAUCUAGCCCAGAGUUCUCAUACUCCAAAAACGAAUUCAACCAGGAGCCCUCUCAAUCUGGACAGGUUCCCAUUCCAACUAUCUCACUCCCGGGGAAGGGAUCAGGCAAAAGCUCCUCUCAGUCAACAAAAGGACCGAAGCUCAAGUUUAAACCCAAGAAUGGUUCCUUGAAGUCAAGUUCCAUCAGCGUCCAUCCUGUGCCACUCUCAGCUACCUUUGGUUUCCGGUUUCCAAGCAAAUGGGCAUAA